Messenger RNA from Adineta steineri, 975 nucleotides. NCBI's taxonomy places the organism in Eukaryota, Metazoa, Rotifera, Eurotatoria, Adinetida, Adinetidae. The record is from the annotation of a GenBank genome assembly.
AUGUCAGUUAUUUAUCGUCCCGUUGAAAAACAUGAACAACAACAAGCAAUUGAUUUAUGGUAUAUAGUAUUUAAACCUCCGCCAGGCUAUUUCGAACGUUAUUUUAAUAAAGAAGCAUCACCUCGUUAUCAAGAAGGUGAUACAUUAGGUGCUUGGAUUAAUGAAAAAUUAGUUAGCGCAGUACAUAUUCGACGUCUUAAUAUUCGAUCUCGUGAUGAUAAUAUAGAAUAUUUAUGUGGUGCAAUAUCCAAUGUUGCAACUUUUGAAGAACAUCGAAAACAUGGUUAUUCACGUAAUCUUUUACAAAUGGCUAUUACAAAAAUGGAACAAAGUAAUGAAUUUGAUAUAUCAACUUUAUCUACUGGAGUACCAACUCAUUAUUCCGCACUUGGAUGGGAAUCAAUCUCUUUACCAUCACCGAUUAGUAUUCAUUGGAAUCAUUUUAGUUCAUCUUGUGAUAGUAAUCAAUGGAAUUCAGUAAACAAUAUAUCUUCAUCAAAUUAUCAACUACUUCUUGAUAUUCAUUCCAAUAAACCUCGAACCUAUCAAUAUAAUCGAUCACCAGUAAAUGUGUUUCAAUAUUGGACGGGUUGGACUUGGAAAAGAGACAAUGCAAUUAUAUAUUCAUUACAAGAUGCUCAACAGGGUUAUGUUGUUAUUACUCAUCCAGAUAAUGUUGAUAAUAUUUAUGUAUCAGAAUGGCGAGCAUUAAAUGUUGAUGCUGAAAGAAAAUUAUUAAAAGCUGCAGCUAAUGAAAUUCAUCGACGACAUUCACAAAUAAAAAUUAUUCGAUUUCAUACCGCACCACAAUAUAUGAGUUUAGAAGAAUUAGAGCAAUGGGCUGGUGCAGUAACCGUUAGUAAAAAUGAUCGUACAAUGAUUCGAAAUAUUCGAUUAUCGCAUGAAACUCUCGAAAAAAUCAAAGCCGCCUAUUUAAGUGGUCAUGCUACGUUUUGGCAAGGUGAUUAUUUUUAA